Salvelinus sp. IW2-2015 is the source of this 3790-nucleotide messenger RNA. RefSeq names its product tripartite motif-containing protein 16-like. Gene Ontology annotation, molecular function: protein binding; zinc ion binding. The record is from RefSeq and is a predicted model, not a curated record. Lineage: Eukaryota; Metazoa; Chordata; Actinopteri; Salmoniformes; Salmonidae.
UCAGCUGUGGUGUGCUAGGGCAAAAACAAAAAUAUGCACCCAGGUGGAGCCSCAGGACCGAGUUUGGGAAACCUUGAUAAUGGUCAAGCCAAAAUGCCAUAGUGACUUUGUAUCACAACAUUUCAAUACAUACCAUUAGAAUAAUAGGAAACAGAGUACAGACCAAUAGAAGCAAUCUCCUUCCUCUGUGAAGUUGUUGGUKAARUCUGYGGAUAAAACGUAUUCGUCUACUUAUUUGAGGAGAAAGGACUGGCAGAAUUAUUUACGUGAUUUUUGUACAGCAAUGCUGACAUUUCCAUUACCUCAGCUCAAGCGUUUCCAGACUAACCCUAAUGAAUAACAACAUGUCAAAUUUAGUAUUUCUCUAAAUGUUCAUUAAAGGCUUUCUCUUGAUAGAUGGAUUUAGCAACAGCAGAGGAUGGAUUGUGACAGAUAUGUAUAGAAAAUGACUAUAUGAAAAAGAAAUGUCAAAUUAUAAUUUCAUUUACAUUGCUUUGUUCAAAGGUGUUCUUAGUGAACAGAUCAUUCCGAGACACAUUCAUAAAUUUCAUAUUUUAAACUCUGCUCCCCCCUAGUGGUUAUAAUUUGAAAAGGAGUAGGCUUAUAUUUUGAGUGUAAUCAUUUUGAUUUCUUGUAAAAUUAUUCUACAAAUAGCCUURAAUUCUAUUGUGAACAUGCCAUGUUGACCAAUAACWAAAUCUAUUUGCAUAAUGUUAUUUGGGAUGUUAUAGUACGGUAUUUUUUGUUGUUCUUUUGGAAUUUAUUGGAACUAUGAUAAAAUGUCUAUUGAUUAUAAUGUUAUAACAUCCGAAUGUCAUCAAAUUGUUUGCGGGGCUUUUAUGUAUACAAAUACKWACUCUUUUCUAUUUUUACCUAUGACCUGUCACUGGCAUUAAACAAAGCCUGUGUGUCCAUGUAUGCUGAUGAUUCAACCAUAUACGUGUCAGCAACCACAGCUAAUGAAGUCGCUGAAUCCCUUAAGAGUUGCUGUCUUUUUUGGAAUGGGUGGCCAGUAAUAAACUGGUCAUAAACAUCUCUGUAUUUGAUACAAAUCAUUCCCUAGGUUCUAGACCUCAGCUGAAUCCCCAAGUCAGCUGAAAAGUAGCUUACAUUCCAGGGACAUUAAUUGACUUAGGCCUGAGGCCUUGACUCAGCACCCUAACUAAGAUGUACCGUAUUUGCUUAAAAUAAUUAAAAAAWWAUUCUGUUACCAUAGAUAAGAAGARGCAAUUUUGAAUGWAUUAUAAGGGGUGUGGAAUUUUGUCUCUCCAAUCAGAGCUAAUCUCUUCUUGGCCUCUAUCCAACACCACACCCUCUAGAGGUUCAGAGUGCACAUGCUCACACACAGAACCAGGAAGUGAGUGUGGCAAAAUGGCAGAAGCUAUGGACUCGAUCAGUUGUUCGAUUUGUCUGGAUACACAGAAGGAUCCAGUGACUAUUCCCUGUGGGCACAGCUACUGUAUGGGCUGUAUGAAGGGUUACUGGGAUCAGGAUAAUCAGAAGGGUGUCUACAGCUGCCCACUGUGCAAGGAAAGCUUUAUUCCUCGGCCAGUUCUGAAGAAAAACACUCUGCUGGCUGAAUUAAUGGAAAAACUUAAGGAAGGACUUGUAGUUUCUUCUCCAGCUCACUAUUAUGCUGGAUCUGGAGAUGUGGAGUGUGACUUCUGCACUGGGAGAAAACUCAAAGCCGUCAUGUCCUGUCUGGGGUGUCUGGCCUCUUACUGUGAGACUCACCURCAGCCUCACCAUGAAUCUCCUGCUUUCAAGAAGCACAAGCUGAUCAAAGCCUCCACACAACUACAAGAGAAGAUCUGCUCUCGUCAUGACAAACUGUUAGAGGUUUACUGCCGCACCGAUCAGCAGUUGAUCUGUUAUCAGUGUUUAUUAGAUGAACAUAAAGGCCAUGAUACAGUCUCAGUUGCAGCAGAAAGGACUGAGAAACAAAGGCAGUUGGAGAACAAAAGGCAGAAAUCUCAGCAGAGAAUCCAGAAGAGAGAGAYGGAGAUGCAGGAGGUAAGACAGUCUAUGAAGUCACUCAAGCUCWCUGUUCAGGCAGCGAUGGAGGACACUGAGAGGAUCUUUACUGAGCUGAUGCGCUCCAUUGAACGAAGUUGCUCUGAGGUGAAGGAGCUGAUCAGAGCCCAGGAGAAGAUUGAAGUGAUUCUGGCUGAAAAACUCAUGGCGCAAUUGAAGCAGGAGGUCGCUGAGUUGAGGAGGAGAGAKGCUGAAUUUGAGCAGCUCUCAAACACAGAGGAUAAUAUCCAUUUCCUCCAGUGUUUCCAGUCUCUCUCUGUCCCUCCUCGAUCUGAGACCGUCAUCACCGUCAACCAAUGCAUCUCCUUUGAGGGUGUAAAGAAAUUYCUCUCUGGGCUGAAAAAGCAACUAGAAGAUCUAUUUAAGAAGGAAAUGACCAAGGUACCUGGACUGGAUCAGCUUACAUUGGAUCCCAACACAGUACAUAACCGUCUGUGUCUAUCUGAGGGGAAUAGAAAGGUGACAUGGAGCUCUAGGUUCCAGUCCUAUCCUGACCAUCCAGACAGGUUUACCUCACACCCACAGGUGCUAUGUAGCAAGGGUCUGUCUGGYGCCUGCUACUGGGAGGUUGAGUGGAGAGGGUUUGGGGUUUAUAUAGCUGUCUCAUAUAAAGGCAUCAGCAGGAAAUGCAGAGAGGAGUGUUUGUUUGGACAGAAUGAUCAAUCCUGGUGUUUAAUCUGCUCUSACUCGGGCUGUUCUUUCUACCACAAUGAUAAAAAGACUGCCAUACGUGUCCCCUACUCCUCCAGAGUAGGAGUGUACCUAGACCACAAGGCAGGGACUCUGUCCUUUUACAACGUCUCUGAUACAAUGAUCCUCCUCCACAGAGUCCAGACCAAAUUCACAAAGCCCCUUUAUCCUGGGCUUGGAUUUCAGCAUGGGAUCAAUUUUGGUUUUGGACCAUCUGUUAAGAUACUUUCAUUGACACAGAAAGGAACUUUGAUAUGAAUAUAUGUAGACAUGAUUACAGUAAUUGCAUACAGAUGUAAGAUCUUAAUUUGAGCCCAGUUUGCUACACCAGGAAAAACCUGCAGCAACAGGAAAUUUGAAUUUUUAUGUGGAUUAAAUAAUGGAGAUUUUUGUUCGGGUUGAUCAAUUUUUCGUAAGGGAAAAUCAAGUCUGAAAUUUGUAAAUGGAAAUUUCAAACUUCAGAAGCCUUUUUUAAACCUCAAGUACAAUGCAAGUUAAAUUGCCGCCAUUGCAGGAAAGUUAUCCUGCAACAGAGGGAUCAAAUUAAGAUCCUACAUAUGUAAUGAUCUGAAAAAAAUAUAUACUUUACAACUAGAAAGGUUAAAUGUCCUAAAGAAAAUGUGUGUGCUUGCUUCAGCCGUCUAAAAAUAUGUUUUUAUGGAAGUGGGAGAUGUGUUUAGAUGUAGAAUUUAAGAUAAACAGAAACUGAAGCAGUGUAAUAAUAGCCUAGUAUGGAUAGGUCUGAUUUCUUUAGUAGACUAUAUAAGUCAAAUGUAUGUAAGCUAUGUUAGUAAAAGUAUUUUUCAUUUUAGUGAAAGAAGAUGUUGUUGUUGUAGCUGGUAGACAAUAGCAUCUAUGGUCCAAGGAGUAGAUAAAUAUGAUAAGAUUUUAAGCUCGAACGUGGCCACUACGAACCAAUUAAUGUGCAUAGAGGUGUGGCCUGACAAAUGUAUUCUUGUAAAUCAGACAGAUUUGACAUGUAACUAUAUAGCUAUCAGUUGGAAAGACUGACUUUCUUCAUUGUUUUCAAUCCAUUAGCCAAAUAAAAUGUGUUUAUUACUAUUCA